AAUAAAUAAUAGAAAACUUUGUUUAUUUCUUACACCCUACCAUAUAAUAAUACUUUCAGAAGAAACUCCAAAAGUAAAAUCUUUUAUUCUGAUUCCAAUGUGCGACUGAUGGAGGUGGUUGUAAUCUAGGCUUCCUGUUCAGCUCCGUUUCCAAUCCUAGAAUUUUCCUGGAAAAUUCAAAAUUGGCAAUCUUUUUGCCGGAGUGAGUUUUCCGAGAAAAUUUUAAACCCCGGUUUUCCUUUUUUUGCUUGGCCCAAAAUUCUGAUAGAUUUUCGAGUUGGGUGUGCUUGAAUUCGAUGGGGCAGCAACAAUCCAAGGACGAGUUGUUGUACCAGCAGGUGAAUUAUGGAAACUCAGAAGGGAUCAAAGAACUUCGCAGACAGGGUGCCGGCCUUGAGUGGAUUGACAGGGAAGGGAAAACGCCCCUAAUCUUAGCCUGCAUGAAUCCUGAACUUCUCAAUGUUGCAAAAACAUUGAUAGAAAUUGGCGCUAAUGUCAAUGCUUAUCGUCCUGGUCGUCAUGCAGGGACUCCUUUACAUCAUGCAGCAAAAAGAGGCCUUGAACAUACUGUUAAGCUGCUUCUUGCACAUGGAGCAAAUACAUUAGUGAUGAAUGAUGAUUGCCAAACUCCUCUUGAUGUUGCUAGAGCAAAAGGGUUCACCAAUGUUGUUCGUGCAAUUGAGAAUCAUAUCUGCUUGUUCUCUGGUUGGCUGCGGGAGUUUCAUGGGCCAGGCUUUCUGGAAGCACUUGCCCCUCAACUGGUCACGAGAAAAGUUUGGGUCGUUGUUUUGCCAUCUGGUGCCCGUAAUCCGACAAAGCCUUUCAAACUGGAGCUUGCUAUAUAUCCUAGUAUGCAGGUUGCCCAACCCCGAACAGUUAUUGCAUUGGGGAGAGCCAAUAUGGAGGAGCCAAAAUUUGACCAGCCUGAUCCUGCCGUGACAAUUCUUGAUAACUCCACCAUCCCAAGAGGCAGGAGGCACAAGCGAAGCAUUAACACCUGCCGUGAGGCAAGGUGUAAGCCUCGAGGACUUAGACAAAUGCGCAUCAAACUUGCUCCUUCAAAUGCAAGUGACAAGCAACAACUUCAAUGGUUUUGCAAUGCAUGCAAAGGAAUUCCGCAGGGAACACCUGCAUUUUUACAUCAUACACCGACUCCAGUUGUUCCACCAACUGCACCACCAACUGCUGAAGAUUUAGAAUUAGCAAUGGCAAUCAAUGCUUCAAUUCAAUCUGCCAUAGAGGAUGCGCCACCUUUCUGUAACAUCCACCCAAGCUCUGAAGCAAAUACAUCCACCGGUUGGAGUAAUGAUCAUGUGGAUAUCACAAGUCAUAAUGGUUGGGGGGCAACAGCUGCUUCUGCCCCUCCAGGCAGUGAAUGGGCAGCCCACAAGGCUGGUCCAAGCCACAAUCCUACUCAGCCCAUCCAGAUUCAAAAUAGUACCUCUGCCGUUUUCCAAGCCCAUGAAAUCUCCACUUCUACAAGCCCGUCAGCUCCACCAAUUGGUAAUGAGGUUAUAAGUGAUGGCCCAAUUCACUAUCCAUCAAUUGAUGAUAGCCCUGUUGAAUUUUCUGCUCCAGCCAUUGAAAACUUACCUGCUGAAGCGGUAGAGAAGAAAGAAAAUGGAGGUGGUGCUUCAUCUUGCGUAAUAUGUUUGGAUGCUCCAGUUGAGGGGGCUUGCAUCCCGUGUGGCCAUAUGGCUGGAUGCAUGUCUUGUUUAAAUGAGAUAAAAACCAAGAAUUGGGGUUGUCCUGUUUGUCGUGCCAAGAUUGACCAGAUCAUAAGGCUGUAUGCUGUUUGACUACUGCCGCAUAAUAGGUGAAGCUGUAAGUGCUUUUAUGGAAAUACAUUAUUUUGCAAAAAAGAGCCCUCAACUGCCGCAACAUCGUUUACUAGGGGGCUGCUCUCUCUCUAUUCUUGUGAACUGAUGAAGAAGCAUGGAGCAGGAAAUACAACAAAAGAAUGUUAGUGGUAAUACCUCAAUUUCUGGAACAUUCAAGUGUGGAUACCUUAUUUAUAGCUGGAACUGAAGCGGGGUUCACCAUGAUUGGGAAUUGGGAUCUUCUUUCUUUCAAGUGACAUGUUGAGUAAAAUUGUAAAAUCUUCUUCCUCGGACUUAAAAGGCUUUUAAGAUUGAAACUUAUAUGUACAGCUGACAUGUAUAUUGCUUAUUUCUGUCAUAUUUUCAAUUUUCUGUUGUGUGACAACAAACAAAUACUAUUUAUUGCGUAUAUGAUAUCCAUAUAUUCUGUUACAA
Molecule: messenger RNA, 2255 nt
Organism: Malania oleifera
Lineage: Eukaryota; Viridiplantae; Streptophyta; Magnoliopsida; Santalales; Ximeniaceae
Product: putative E3 ubiquitin-protein ligase XBAT35
Exons: 11
Coding region: 297-1799 (500 amino acids)
Molecular function (GO): protein binding
Source: RefSeq, a predicted model, not a curated record